CCGAGAGGGGCGAGCGCCGGGUGGGCGGGGCCUCCUCGUCCCUGGCCAGCCUGAGAGGAGGGCGCGGGCACAGCGCCGCCUGUCCCCGGAGGACGAGGUCGGAAUCCUGAUCCCGGUGGGUCCCUGCUGUUCUAGCCGCCCAGGCCAGCACCGAGCGCCAUGGCCCAGCCACCGCCCGACGUCAGGGAGGACGAUUGUCUCCCGGAGUACCGCCACCUCUUCUGUCCGGACUUGCUUCGGGACAAGGUAGCCUUCAUCACAGGCGGUGGCUCUGGAAUCGGGUUCCGGAUUGCUGAGAUUUUCAUGCGGCACGGCUGCCACACAGUCAUCGCCAGCAGAAGUCUUCCUAGAGUGUCGAUGGCUGCCAGAAAGCUGGCUGCUGCCACUGGCCAGAGGUGCCUCCCUUUAUCUCUGGAUGUCCGAGCUCCCCUGGCCAUCAUGGCAGCCGUGGAGCAGGCUCUGAAGGAGUUCGGGAAGAUCGACAUUCUCAUUAACUGUGCAGCCGGGAACUUCCUGUGCCCUGCCAGUGCCUUGUCCUCCAACGCCUUCAAGACUGUGAUGGACAUCGACACCUUGGGCACCUUCAACGUGUCUCGCGUACUCUACGAGAAGUUCUUCCAUGACCAUGGAGGGGUGAUCGUGAACAUCACUGCAACCCUGGGUACCCGCGGGCAGGUGCUCCAAGUGCAUGCAGGCUCUGCCAAGGCGGCCGUGGAUGCGAUGACACGGCACCUGGCUGUGGAGUGGGGCCCCCAGAACAUCCGCGUCAACAGCCUUGCCCCCGGCCCCAUCAGCGGCACGGAGGGCUUCCGGCGGCUGGGCAGGGGACAGUGUGCGGCAGAGGAGCUGGUCUGCACCUGCUCUCGGAUCCCUGCGACCUGCCUCCCGCCUGCCCAGCCUGAGCGCCAAACCCGACAAUCCCAGCAGAGUGUCUGAAGCAGAGACUGACCUUUCCUCUAGGAACUGUGCUGCAUCCCCACUCCCUCCCCAUGGCCCUGUCUCCCAUGCAUGGGGGGCAGUGACUAGGCAGUGUGGCUGACCUGCUGACCUGCUCACACAUGCCGGGGAGGUCUGGGUUCCAGCACUUCGAGAGUGUUGAGGAGGCCAGGACGCAGGGGUGUCCCUCUUGCACAACCUAGGGUCAGGGCUGUCCUGCCACCCCAGCCCCUGCCUAGGCUGGCCUCCUUUCCCCUCCUGCCUGCAUCCAGUGGGUGUCCUGAGGUGGCUCCCAUGGCCUGGGUGGAGAGAAGGGGGCAUUUCAGGCUGUCUUCUCUUCCUUGCUCUCCCGCUUUGAGACCUUUGCUUGGCAAAGAGAUGCCAAACUAGGGAGGCUGGAGAAGCGUGUUUGAGCCUCUCCACAAGACCUGUGUCCUGGGUCCUAUCACCGGGGGUGUGGGCUGCAGAAGGGACCUCUGCCGGCCUCCAGUGACACGGGCAGGGUUGCUCCCCACCUGCCCUGGAGUCUGUCCUUUGCUGGGACAUCCCUAGAGGACUUAGUCCUUGGUCAUUUAGGGGCUCACUUUCUAGGUCCUCCACGUGGCCUGUCCCCAUUGUCACCAGCGCCCUCCCUCAGGCCCAGGGGGUGGGGGAUCUCUGGACCCUCAAUUCUUCCCCAAUGACCACUCUUUGACACAUACCCAGGCCAGGACCUAAGGGGGCCACUUGGAUCCUGGGCUUGUUUUCUGUGCUGUUACAAACUUCAGGGUGCUCAAAGCUGUCGAUCUGCCCUCUGGCUGGGCAUGCGGCUUGGGUGCCCCCUUCCUCCCUGCCUCCCACCCUGCCCCAAUCUGUACUGUCCAUUUGCAUAAGCACAGGUCCUAGAGUUUUGCCAGAAAAUGCAUUUACUUAAAAAAUAAUCUUUUUACUGCAAAAA
Balaenoptera ricei (Rice's whale) is the source of this 1873-nucleotide messenger RNA. It is a transcript of the gene DECR2, whose product is annotated as 2,4-dienoyl-CoA reductase 2. Gene Ontology annotation, biological process: fatty acid catabolic process. Bases 160 to 936 code for a protein of 258 amino acids. The transcript is spliced from 8 exons. Gene Ontology annotation, molecular function: 2,4-dienoyl-CoA reductase (NADPH) activity. NCBI's taxonomy places the organism in Eukaryota, Metazoa, Chordata, Mammalia, Artiodactyla, Balaenopteridae. The record is from RefSeq and is a predicted model, not a curated record.